GGUGAAAACGGUGGAACUAGGUUGUUGUACAACAUAUAUAUAUUAGUAACAUUCACGCGGCAUUUUGAGUUGUUGUUCUGGUUACUGUGUUGUUGAUUGCCAAAGUCAUGCUAUCAUCGUGGGUGCUCAAAGAGACUAAUGCCAAACCUGAGGAUUUGGCAAACAUCGCCAGAUUGGCAGAGCAAGCAGAGCGCUAUGACGAUAUGGCAGCUGCUAUGAAGCUUUAUACUGAGAAGAAGGAGCGGUUGGAAAAUGAGGAACGUAAUUUACUAUCUGUGGCGUACAAAAAUGUUGUUGGAGCCAGACGAUCUGCAUGGAGGGUGAUUUCAGCAAGCGAAGCCAAAGCAGCCAGCCACCCUAGACGUAAGCAAAUUGCCGAGGAGUGUCGAAUUAAAAUGGAAGAGGAGCUGAACGAGAUAUGCAAGGAGGUUUUGACAUUAAUAGAGAAGUAUUUAAUGCCAAAUGCGGAUAGUGAUGAAAGCAAGGUAUUCUACAAAAAGAUGGAAGGUGAUUAUUACCGUUACCUUGCUGAAGUCAAGCCUGUUGAUAAACGAGAAGUUGAGGUUACUAAGUCCCUAAAUGCUUAUAAAAUGGCCACUGAAAUAGCCAACGAGAAGCUUCCUACUACUCACCCUAUUCGCCUCGGUUUGGCUCUCAACUUUUCAGUCUUCUACUAUGAGAUAAUGAAUAGCUGUGACAAAGCUUGUACUCUUGCACGCGAAGCUUUUGAUGCGGCGAUUGCAGAACUAGAUCAGCUGCAAGAUGAAUCGUACAAAGAUAGCACACUUAUAAUGCAACUGCUGAGAGAUAACUUAACGUUAUGGGCCACUGAUGCUCAAUGUGCAGACGAAGUGGAGGCCGGUGACAGCUGAAUUUCGCCAUGUAUAAAUCACACUAGCCGUCAUAUUAUACAAGAUCUUUAUUUGA
Heterobilharzia americana is the source of this 927-nucleotide messenger RNA. NCBI's taxonomy places the organism in Eukaryota, Metazoa, Platyhelminthes, Trematoda, Strigeidida, Schistosomatidae. The record is from the annotation of a GenBank genome assembly.